This is a messenger RNA of Erpetoichthys calabaricus (reedfish), 1574 nucleotides long. It is a transcript of the gene zng1a, whose product is annotated as COBW domain containing. The record is from RefSeq and is a predicted model, not a curated record. The transcript has 16 exons. Lineage: Eukaryota; Metazoa; Chordata; Cladistia; Polypteriformes; Polypteridae. Bases 445 to 1218 code for a protein of 257 amino acids. Gene Ontology annotation, cellular component: cytoplasm.
GCGAUGGAGAGGAACAUACUAGAAAUAGAAGAAGACUGCCCUGAACUUAUUCCUAUUGAAAAAGAAAUCCAAGUCCAACCUGGUCAGAUACCCGUCACUAUAAUUACUGGUUAUUUAGGAAAGACUGAAAAAACAGUACAAGAUAACCAUCAUUAAUCCAUCUACCGGUGAUCCGGUUCCACCACUAAUUUGGACAUAAUUUCUGCAAGCAUAAUUUCAAAUUUGGCAGGAGCUGGAAAAACAACACUGUUAAAUUAUAUUUUAACAGAACAACACAACAAGAGAAUUGCAGUCAUCCUAAACGAGUUUGGAGAAGGUAGUGCUCUUGAAAAGUCUUUAGCAGUAAGUCAAGAUGGUGAACUUUAUGAAGAAUGGCUUGAACUCAGAAAUGGUUGUCUUUGCUGCUCUGUAAAGAAUAAUGGCCUAAAAGCUAUUGAAAACUUAAUGCAGAAAAAGGGAAAAUUUGACUAUAUUUUGUUGGAAACCACUGGACUUGCAGAUCCAGGUUCUGUAGCUUCCAUGUUUUGGGUUGAUGCUGAACUAGGGACUGAUAUUUACCUGGAUGGUAUUAUAACCAUCGUAGAUGCAAAAUAUGGUAUUCAGCAUUUAACUGAAAAAAAGGAAGAAGGACUUGUUAAUGAAGCAGCAAGGCAGGCUGCCUUGGCUGAUCUUAUUAUCAUCAAUAAAACAGACUUAGUAGGUCAGGAGGAAAUUAAUCACCUCAAAGAAGUUGUGAGUUCAAUAAAUGGAUGUGUCCAAAUUAUAGAAACAAAGAAGUCAAGGGUUAACCUAUCAGAUGUUCUGGAUUUACAUGCAUUUGGCGGCAAAGCAUCAACAAGGCUUUUUGAACAUUUUAAUAGUUCUGGAGAAACACAUCUAGACAAGGCAAUUACCACUGUUACCUUUGAUGUACAAGGAAGUGUUUCUGAAGAAAACCUAAAUGCUUACAUUCAGAAUCUUUUGUGGGAGAAGAACAUUGAAGACAAAACAGGUGCUCCCAUGAACAUCAUAAGACUGAAGGGAAUAGUAUCUGUGAAUGGUAAAUCUCACAAGAUAAUGAUCCAGGGUGUUCAUGAGCUGUAUGACUUGGAGGAAACACCAGAAACAUGGAAGCUAGGAGAACAAAGAAUCAACAGAUUGAUAUUCAUCGGUAAAAAUCUGGAUAAGAAAAUACUGGAAGAUAUGUUUAGUGCAACAGUUAUUACUGAAAGAAUGUGAUAAAUUAAGCAAACUCUUUUCAUUUGCUACAAUGACUGCUCAAUAUUUAUGUACAAAAUAAUACUAGCUUGAAAACUUUUGAUGAAAAGUUUGUUACUAGGAAAGACUGCAAAAAUGUGAGUUAUUUUCCAAAUAUUCUAUAGAGCACAUGAAUUUAUUUGAAUCCUUUUUUUGUCUUGCCACUGAACAUGUAUUGUCUUCAACUUAAUUUAGUUAAGAAUUCUGUGAGAACAAACAAAAUUUUAAUAAAACAUGUUGAGCACAGAAACCGCUUACUGGUAAUGACAUGGGGAUAAAUUAAGUAUUGUAUCAUCUGGUUGUUUUUCUAAGCUUAUUAAAGUAUAUUGUUAAGCCAA